Molecule: messenger RNA, 2685 nt
Organism: Oncorhynchus nerka (sockeye salmon)
Lineage: Eukaryota; Metazoa; Chordata; Actinopteri; Salmoniformes; Salmonidae
Product: calcium-binding protein 1-like
Exons: 7
Coding region: 298-1449 (383 amino acids)
Biological process (GO): regulation of voltage-gated calcium channel activity
Cellular component (GO): cytoplasm
Molecular function (GO): calcium channel regulator activity; calcium ion binding
Source: RefSeq, a predicted model, not a curated record
AGAAGCGACUGAUUCGUCACUUCGUAUGACACGUAGCCUCGCAUCUAUACAAUAGAGCGAGCAGGUGGCAUUCAGAACUUUAUCAUUUCGCAGUGGGUGGAUGUUCCUAAUUUGCACUGUAGCCUAGGCUGUAGAGACGCGCGAAUAGGUUACUGAGAGGGGAUCCAAUAGACUGCCCAGACUACACAGUAUACCGGCUAAAUGCCCAGCACCUGCAACUGUCUUCACACGACCUUCAGUCUUGUCCUGGUAUCUGCACAAAGUAAUACAUUAAGGUAAAAAGAACGGCACACGGCAAUGAGCUCCUCUCUUCCCAAGAGCGAAUCUACGACCUCUCUGUUGAGAUCCUCAGCGGUCCCGGUGAGUCGCAGAUCCGCACAUCAUUCCGAGCAUCAUGGGUCGCGCAGCCACCGCAGUCACCAUCAUCAACCCGAAGGAGGUAGCGGUGUACCUGACGAGCCGUGUUGGAGCGAUGAGUGCGAGGCAAGCGCGCGCAGACCGCUUUGUCAACCGAGGCAUGCCGGUGGCAGGACAGACAGGAAUGGAGGUGAUAAACGGGGACAUUCCCACCACUUACAACAACACAGCAACCACUACGAUGACGGCUACAGACAGGAAGAAAUGAGAGAGCGGAUGGAUCGCAGUGGGAAAGACCGCAGUAAGUCGUCCAGACAUCUCCACCCACACCACCACCACCACAACACCUCCAAAUGUGACCUGCCGCCUGCGCAUCACCACGGGAACGCACGUCCAGACCGGAGGUCCUCGCCAACUCCAUCCUAUACAAAACAAUCCGACGACACUGCGUACUUUUUUGAAUCAAAGGACAGAAUAAUUGCUGGGUCGUCCACGAGUUUAAACUCUGACCCACCGGUAUCGUCCACGCCAGUGCCCCGUCCCCUUACCAGCCGCACCGCCAAAAGACUCAGCACAGCUCCACCUGAACAUGACUCCAAUCUGCAUCCGAUAGUGAAAUCAGUCUUCGGGCAGGAUAGAGAGCUGAGGCCGGAGGAGAUGGAUGAGUUGCGCGAGGCUUUUAAAGAGUUUGACAAAGACAAAGAUGGCUUCAUUGGCUGUAAAGACCUAGGCAACUGCAUGAGAACCAUGGGCUACAUGCCUACUGAGAUGGAGCUGAUAGAACUGAGCCAGCAGAUCAACAUGAACUUGGGAGGACAUGUGGACUUUGAGGACUUUGUGGAGUUGAUGGGGCCCAAACUUCUGGCUGAAACAGCAGAUAUGAUCGGGGUCAAGGAGCUAAGGGAUGCUUUCAAAGAGUUUGACACAAAUGGUGAUGGCCAGAUCAGCACAUCUGAACUCAGAGAAGCAAUGAAGAAACUUUUAGGUCAACAGGUUGGUCAUAGAGACCUAGAGGACAUCCUACGGGACAUUGACCUGAAUGGAGACGGCCAUGUCGACUUUGAAGAGUUUGUGCGCAUGAUGUCUCGCUGAGUGUAGGUCAUGAUACCGACUGGUUCCUUUCCUGGUAAGAGAGGAUGAGAAGGAGAAGAAGAAGUGAAGGAGAGGCAGAGAUGGCAGAGCCCUUACCGACAGACCUCUUACCUCAGACUUCUGAACUACAGAAGGAGAAAACGACAUAUCAACCCCGCUCUGCUACUGCCACAUCUGAAGACAUGCACAAAAGCUGAAGGAACAACAUCAGUGAUCAUGAUGAUGCUGUUACUGCUGUCUCUAAGAGCAAAACAGAACAACAGCCAGCCUCCCACAGUUUUACAUUGUACAUUUCAGAUAUUCGAGAAAACAUAUCUAGGUGUUUACAGGGUCUAAAGAGCAAUGUGAUGUUUGAGCUACUUACACUCAUUGCAAUGGUUGGUUAAUGCUGUAGCAAAGUAAAGGAGACACAUUUACAUUUUCAACACUUUCUUACUUAUGCCAACGUCUCCUAUAACUAGUCUAAAGCAGCAUAUUCCCCUUUGGGGCUUUGGACUCCUAAAAUAAACUUUUUAGUGGCAAUAUUAUUAUAUCAGUGUACCAACUCUCAAAAUAUGUAUUGUUUGUGUGUGCGUUCAUGUGUGUUUGUGCACCUCAAUUAUCCUUUCCUGUAAGAUUUCAUAUGUCUUAAGCUACUGUACAGUUAGUGUCAAACCCAUGGCAUAUGCUGGCUCUAUCUUGAAUUACAUGCCAUGUAUUACCACGGAUGCACUUUUUUAGAUUUUAUCAUUAUCAACACAUAUCGAGUUACAUUAUACAAGUUUUGAACAUAGAUGGGUACCUGCUUUGAUAAAUGGAAGGUCUGUUUCUUGAGUACCGAAUACUCUGGGGAAUGCGGUAGCAAUCAUAAUUAAUUGGUUUCUUCGGGCCAACCCAAUACACAGUUUUGCACAUUGUUUUGCAUGAAUACUAAGAAUGCAUGCUCCACUUAUGAUUUAACCAGACACACUGUCACUCCCCAUGCAAAUAAACAAUGUGCACCACAAACAAACAUAUACACAGUAUAUUAUUGUGGUGAUCAACAUAACACUGAAACCUGUGUGAGAAUGUGUGUGUGUGUGUAUUUAUGUACUGAUGAGAGUGUUUAUGUAUGAGUGCUUGUGUAUUUUGUUGUGCGAGUCUCCCUUAGGCAGUCUUAUUUGUGACUUUGCAUGUCUCUUCCUUGUGUGAUUCUAUGCAUGCCAAAUAGUAAAACCAUUUGUAGCAUAGUAGAUGAGAAUAAAGAUUUUUGUUGCA